This is a messenger RNA of Amaranthus tricolor (Joseph's coat), 1491 nucleotides long. RefSeq lists its product as uncharacterized. The coding region runs from base 463 to 1320 and encodes 285 amino acids. NCBI's taxonomy places the organism in Eukaryota, Viridiplantae, Streptophyta, Magnoliopsida, Caryophyllales, Amaranthaceae. The record is from RefSeq and is a predicted model, not a curated record. The transcript has a single exon.
AAUAUUCUUGCCUACCCCCAAAUCAAAUUAUAAACUAAUAUUUGUAAUCCUCAAUUUUGAUGUCAUAUACAGUCAGACACUUUACACUUACUCAGAACCAUCUCUUCCAUAAGAGAUGCUCUCUAGUGUCUAUUUCUUGUUGAAAUUGCUUAUAAUCAUCAGAAACUUUUAAAAGCAAAAGAACACGACCUUUUCCAGUAAAGACUUUUUGAUCUUGAAAACCCAAAAGAAAAAGAAAUUAUUAUACUUCCCUUUCACUUUCCUAACUAAUAAAGUAACAUUUUCAAGACUGAUGUGGGUUUAGACUUACCCUCUAGUCUCUGUUAUGCAACUUCGCUAGCUCUUUACCAAGUCAUUUUCUUUGUUUCCAAAAACUUAGUAGCAAAUUUACCACUUUCUUUCACUUGGGUUUUGUUCAUUAUCCCAUUUUCAAGAAUCAAACAAAAGUAACCUUCACAAGAAAUGAAGAGCUUCAAAAGUAGGUUUCUUGAUAGGUUUAAGUCCAUCCCAUCUAUGUACACAUCAAAACAACACAUAUUAGUACCUAUACCCCUUAGCUGCAAAUCCCCAGAUAGAUUCUCUACUACUCUAACCCAACAAAAUCAUACAAACACCAGAGAACAAGAAAACUAUGGACAUAUUAUGUCUAAUGACCCAUUAGUACCCACCAUAGAAAUCGAUGUUUUUGAAGAAUGUGAGUGUGAGUUUGAUGAUUCAAUGCCUGAAAUGGUGUCGUCUUCCUCAUCAUCGUCUUCGUGUAAUUCGUCUCCUACUCGAGAAAACUGCAAGGACACUGAAAAUGAUUUGGAGGGCACCCAAGAAUUGCUUACUUUUAAGGAAAUGUGCCCACCAGGAGGGAUUGACAGAGUUGUCUUAUACACAACUAGCCUAAGAGGUAUCAGAAAAACUUUUGAGGAUUGCCAAGCUAUCAAGUUUCUUCUCGAUAGUUUUCGAGUAUUGUACCACGAAAGAGAUGUUUCGAUGCAUCUUUUGUAUAGGGACGAGCUUUGGAAGGUCUUGGGGGGUCGGGUUUUACCCCCAAGGCUAUUCAUUAAAGGAAGAUACAUUGGGGGAGCUGAUGAGGUUGUUAUGCUUAAUGAGGUUGGAAUGUUGAAAAAGUUGUUGCAGGGGAUGCCGGGAAGUGAUCUGGAUUCGAGUGUUAAGUGCUUCAAAUGUGGUGGAUUUCAGUUUUUUGUGUGCUCGGAUUGUAAUGGAAGUUGCAAAGUUUACAAAGGUGAUCAAGGAAAUGAGGGUAGUUUGUUUGUUAAGUGUACUAAGUGUAAUGAGAAUGGGUUGAUCAUCUGUUCUUGUUCUUACUAGUUAAGAGUGAUGAUAUAAGUAGUAGAGACUAACAUUAUUGCUGUCCGUUUUAUGGCUUAUAGUAGUGUGAUUGCUUGUAUAUGAUUAUUAGAUUGUAGAAUAUGGUAUGAAAUUCAAUGCAAGUAGUUUUACAUUUUCAUUACUGUCAUAGUCAUAUUUAGUAAUCAAGUA